GUGACCAGUUAUAUCCGCGUGAAAACUGCAAAGACGCACCAGAGCCGUAUCCCGAAUGAUAGGCAGCGACAAUAGAGCGACGCGCAAGUGAGAGAACUACUGGACGUAACGAGAGGACGACUUCUGUUUUGUUUUACGCAUUCGUCUCUUACUUUUACGCACUUUUCUUGGUUGAUUUUGAAGUGUUUUUGUUUUUUUUUACUUGAAAAGGAAGCGGCAUCCCUCCUCGGAACAUCCACAGUGGAAGAAUGAGGCAGUGCAGAGGCUGGAGCUGGGUGCUGCCGGUGCUGUUGGUUCUGGGAGCAGUAGGACAGAAGCUGCCCACGCGGGAUGAGGGCCUGUUCCAGAUGCAGAUCAGGGACAAGUCCCUGUUCCACGACUCAUCUGUGAUCCCUGAUGGAGCGGAAAUCAGUGGAUACCUGUUCAGGGACACGCCCAAAAGGUACUAUUUUGUGGUGGAAGAGGACAACACUCCCCUGUCUGUGACCGUGACUCCAUGUGAUGCGCCCUUGGAGUGGAAGCUGGUGCUGCAGGAGCUGCCAGAAGAGGCCAGUGGAGAGGCAUCAGGUGAGCCUGAGCCGCUGGACCAGCAGAAGCAGCAGGUGACCGUGGAUGAGGGCACAGAGCUCUUCACGUACAAAGGGAACGAUGUGGAGUCAUAUGUGGCCACCAGCUCCCCCUCGGGCCUGUACCAACUGGAGAUCCUCUCUACUGAGAAGGACAGCAACUUCAAAGUGUACGCAACCACCACUCCUGAAUCGGACCAGCCGUACCCCGAGCUGCCCUACGACCCCCGUGUGGAUGUUACCGCUCUGGGACGUACCACUGUGACCUUAGCCUGGAAACCCACCCCGACUGGCUUCCUCAUGGGACAACCUGUCCAGUACUGUGUCGUCAUCAACAAGGAGCAUAACUUUAAGAGCAUGUGCGCCGCAGAAGCUAAAAUUAGCGCUGAUGAUGCAUUUAUGUUAGCUCCCAAACCAGGAAGAGAUUUCAGUCCGUUUGACUUUGCACAUUUUGGUUUCCCUUCGAACGGAUUUGGGAAAGACAGAGGACUGACUAGUAACAAGAUCUCCCGUGCGUACACAGUGAAGCCAAAACAAUCCGACAUCCAAAAAGUGUGCAUCGGAAAUAAGAACAUUUUCACUGUUGCGGACCUAAAGCCAGACACACAAUACUAUUUUGACGUCUUUGCUGUCAACUCAGCUACCAAUACUAGUACAGCAUAUGUCGGAACCUUUGCCAGAACCAAAGAAGAAGCACGCCAGAAGACAGUCGAGCUGAAAGAUGGUAAAGUUACGGAUGUUUUUAUCAAAAGAAAGGGCAGCAAGUUCCUUCGCUUUGCCCCUGUGUCGUCCCACCAGAGGGUUACACUGUUUGUCCACGCUUGUCUAGACACUGUACAAGUUCAAGUGAGGCGAGACGGGAAACUUCUGCUGUCCCAAAACGUGGAAGGGGUUCGGCAGUUUCAGCUCAGAGGAAAGCCUAAAGCAAAGUAUCUGAUCAGACUUAGAGGCAGCAGGAAGGGUGCAUCAACUCUUAAAGUACUGGCCACUACAAAACCAAGCAGCAAGCAACCGUUCCCCUCACUCCCAGAAGACACGAGGAUCAAGGCUUUUGACAAACUGCGCACCUGCUCCUCCGCAACGGUGGCCUGGCUCGGCACUCAGGACAGGAACAAAUACUGCAUCUAUCGGAAAGAGGUAGCCGAAAAUUACGGAGAGGAGCAGAGGAGGAGGGAGCAGAACCAGUGCGCUGGGCCAGAAACGCGUAGGAAGUCCGAAAAAGUCCUAUGCAAGUAUUUCCAUAGUCCGAACUUGCAGAAGGCGGUCACCACGGAAACCAUUACUGGACUAGAACCGGGCAAGACCUACCUGCUGGACGUUUACGUAGUGGCACAUAGCGGCCACUCGGUCAAAUAUCAAAGCAAACUGGUGAAAACACGGAAGUACUGCUAAAAUGACUCUGCAAAGAUAAAUCUAUUAUAAAUAUAUUAAAUAAGUUUAUUUAACUCAAAGUGAUAUUCUACUAAGGAGUGUAUACAGACUUGACUACUCACACAGCUGAUGGGCCUGUGGCAGUGACUAUAUUGUGUAUAUUUAUGUUUACAAUGGGACAGUGGCGUUGUUGGUCUGGGUGGAACAUACAAAGACGCUAUGUGUGACCAGACUUGUUGUAAUGACAUCACGUUGCCACCGGGGGACUUCAAAACGGAGAUCAUUUUUCACCGACGUGUUUCUUUGUUUGCUGCAUGACAUACGCUUUUGUCCGUCAUACCUGAAGGGAGAUACAGUAGCUACCUGCGUUGUAUAGACCUCGCAACACACUUUCAUGUUUUAGGUGGAAUUUAAAUUAUUUUGUACUUUUUAUUUUUGUCUGUUUUUAUUGAUGAUAACAAUGAUAUUCCAGUUUUUUGGAGACAUUCCCCUGUCGUAUCUCAGCCCACAUGUAAAUGUUUUUUUCUGUGCUGGAGAUGUUAUUAUAUCGCUGUGUGUGUGUGCGUCACGUGUACAGAGCUGUCCUGCCAAUACUCAUGUACAUAAACACUAAAUAUAGAACAAGUAAUCCCUGUGUCACUUUGGGUGUCGUAUUCUUUUAACCUUACCAAGAUGGCUGCCAGCGAAAAGAGUGCUCGGCUUAGCAUUGUGUUUAUGGGUUUAGACACCGAAAUAAGAGUUGCAUAAGUGAAACUCAAACCUCGCACCAGAACUGGAUCUUUAAAAAUGGUUAGUGGGUGUAAUUUAACUUCUUGGAAACAUAUUUAAAUGUAUUUUUAAAUCUGGCUUAUGUGCUACAAAUGGAAAACAGUAUUAUUUUGGCGUUGGGUACAUGUGGAACUGGUUUAGAUGCCUAAACAAGGACAAAUCAAUGCAUCUGCUUUAAGAGGAACGUUAUCUUAUCUGCAAAUGCUUAUAAUGUUUGCUGGUAUUAGAAGUACAUUUACCUCUUACCUCAACGUAAAGCCCAUAUGUUUUCUUUCAAUUGUUUCAACAUAAAGGGGCACUAUAAUGUGUUUUGAAUCUUGCCCGUUGUACUUUUCUGUGAUCAAGUACAAAGGAAUGGACCGGUCAUUGCAUUGGCAUUUUGUUCUAAUGUACUGAUACAAAGAGAUAGUGAUAUUAUUUGAUAUAUUUUAUUUUCAAUCUGUGCAUAUAUGCAUUGCACAAGUCACAUUGUGUCCAUAUUAAAGUAGUAAUGCUGUAAAAUGGAACAAUAAAACGAAACAACAAAA
Molecule: messenger RNA, 3232 nt
Organism: Boleophthalmus pectinirostris (great blue-spotted mudskipper)
Lineage: Eukaryota; Metazoa; Chordata; Actinopteri; Gobiiformes; Gobiidae
Gene: ndnf
Product: neuron-derived neurotrophic factor
Exons: 4
Coding region: 249-1958 (569 amino acids)
Biological process (GO): extracellular matrix organization
Molecular function (GO): protein binding
Source: RefSeq, a predicted model, not a curated record